AUAAUUGUCUUUUAUGGUUUACCAGUACUUUGUCUUUAAAACCAAUAAACAACAUUUGUAUUAGUUUAACUAUAUAAAUAUUCUUCACUUUUAAGCCAGGUUGUAUACUAAGAUUACCAUUCCUUUCUUAUGGGAAUCUCCCCCCCUUUUUCUGGAAAACUCUCUCUUGAUGCUCCCAUUUCCCCUGCUCCAAUCUGAACUGACACCUAUCCAGGCUUUCUGCAUACCUAUUUUUGAUGUUCUUUCUUGGUUGACUUACAGAGCUGCUAAGAUGAUCAGAAAUUAAGGGAACAAAAUGCUGGAGACCAGGGGAAGAAUGAGAAGGGGUGUGCCAACAUUCUUUAGUCACUUUUUCCCAAGAUAUUUGCCAAGUCUGCACACAAGAGGCUAAGUUUCCAGUGUAGGAAUCAAGCAGAAGAGGUAGAGAAAUCAGCUUUUGACAGUUUUGUGGCACUGAAGUGACAUAAAUUAGAGACAAGAGGUAAAGAUCCUAGAGAGGAAAAAUGGUAAAAAACACAACACUCUUCUGUUUUUCCCUCAAUACAUGCGCUGAAUUCUUAACCUACAGCGGGCAAGAGGCUAAGACGACAAGCAUAGAAGCAGAACAGAGUUUUAGGUAGUCUUGAGGUAUGGAGUAAAGAUUAGAAUGCAGUGUCCACCUGAGGAUAGGGGCCCUAAUCAUCACUCCAACGCUGUUUGGAAAAUGUGAAGGACUAUAGCAAAAGGCAGUACUGAACCAGAGAUAGCCAUAGCUCUGACCCUGACUGGAUUCAGAUCACUGCCACUCUAUCCACCUUACCGAAAAAGACGGGGUUGGGGGGAGUUUAACCUUCUCUUACGGAAGAGAAGGUUACCCAGAACCUCCAAGAGUUUUUUAUCUCCAUGCAGUCCAAAAUUACCAAGCAUGCCAAGGGGGAGGACCCUAUAACUGAAAAUCAAGAUCCACAGAUGACACAGAUAUUGAAAUUAUGAGAAAAGGACUUUGAAAUGUCUAUGAUUAAUAUGAUAAAAAAAAUAAAAGGAAAAAGAACAAAAUAGACAGAAAGAUGGAAAAUUCACCAGAGCCUUGAAAUCUAUGCUAUUUAAAAAUUGAGAAAAUUCAGAAGUGAAAAUGUUAUUUUUAAAAUUAAGAGCUCCAUAGAUAGUUUAUCAGCAAGAGGAGAUUAGUGAAGAUAAAUUAACAGAAAAUAUCCAGAUUAAAGCAUAAAGAGGAAAGUAGCACGUGGUUUCUAAAGCUGGUCGCAGGAAUAGGGCGUUCUCUUUGUCGCACAAGUGGCACGGCUCGUUUAAGCCAGUAGUGGAGGCGCUGAGGGAAGCUGCAGUGGGAGUGUUCAAGGAUUCACUCUGGGUCCCCUAAGGUGUUUCAGGCAAAGGUAACAGGCUAAAUGAUGUGGCACAGGGCCCUCCCCAUGCAGGAUGUGCUUUGGUCAGUACAUUUAAAGUUGAAGUUUGCUGCUAAAGAUGGCAGAUCCAGAUGUCCUCACCGAGGUUCCUGCAGCAUUGAAGCAGUUAGCCAAGUAUGUGAUCCGGGGGUUUUAUGGCAUUGAGCAUCCUUUGGCCUUGGACAUCUUGAUCCGAAACCUCUGUGUGAAAGAGGAGGACAUGCUGGAGCUGCUCAAGUUUGAUCAGAAGCAACUUCGAUCACUCUUGAAUAAUUUAAAGGGAGACAAAUUCAUCAAGUGCAGAAUGAGGGUGGAGACUGCUGCAGAUGGGAAAACCACUCACCACAACUACUACUUUAUCAAUUAUUGUACUCUUGUUUAUGUGGUAAAAUAUAAAUUGGACCACAUGAGAAGGAGGAUUGAAACUGAUGAGAGAGAUUCCACCAACCGGGCCUCCUUCAAAUGUCCCAUCUGCAGUGGUACUUUUACAGAUUUAGAAGAUAAUCAGCUCUUUGAUCCCAUGACAGGAACUUUCCGCUAUAUUUUCUGCCACACAGAGGUCAAAGAAGAUGAAUCAGCAAUGCCCAAAAAAGAUGCACACACACUUUUGGCAAGGUUUAAUGAACAAACUGAGCCCAUUUAUGCUUUGCUUUGAGAGACAGAGGAUGUGAACUUGGCCUAUGAAAUACUUGAGCCAGAACCCACAGAAAUACCAGCCCUGAAACAGAGCAAGGACCGUGCAGCAACUGCGGCUGCAGCUGCUGCCCUGGCAGGUGGGCACCACCAGGAAGCAUGGGCCAAAGGUCCGUCUUAUGAGUACUUAUACACUCAGAAUGUUGUCAUUAACAUGGAUGACCAAGACGAUCUUCAUCGAGCCUCACUGGAGGGAAAAUCUGCCAAAGAGAGAACUAUUUGGUUAAGAGAGAGCACUAUCGAAGGAGCACAUAGUUCUGAAGAGAUGAAGGAAGGUGGCUUAGAUAUAGACUCAUUUCAGGAGCGUGAGGAAGGCCGUGCGGGGCCAGAUGAUAAUGAGGAGGUCAUGCGAGCACUGCUCAUUCAUGAGAAGAAGACCCCCUCUGCCACAGCAGGCUCAGUGGGGGCAGCUGCUCCUGUGACCACUGCCAAUGGCAGUGACUCUGAGAGUGAGACCAGUGAGUGAGACAAUGACUCUCCACCCUGUGCGGCAGCUGUGGCUGCACAUCAUGGGGAAGAGGAUGAGGAGGAGGAUGAAUUUGAGGAAGGAGCAGAUGACCCCAUUGUCAUGGUGGCUGGCCGUCCGUUCUCCUACAGCGAAGUGAGCCAGAAGCCAGAGCUGGUGGCCCAAAUGACACCAGAUGAAAAGGAAGCGUACAUAGCAAUGAGACAACGCAUGUUUGAGGACCUCUUUGACUGAGCUUUCCCUACCUUUUCCUCCCUUCUCUAAUGCUCAUUUCAAAAAGAAAUUCCCUACCUUUGAAGAAAGUGUUUAGUGGCUUUCUGCCCCUCUUGAUGUAAAUCAACUGUUAAUCUUGUGCAAAGAGUAAUGGGAGAGAAAGUUUGAUUUUUAUGCCAGAAACUUCCCCACAAUGUAGGUAGCAUUCCCUUUCCUAUUACUACAGUAUUAAUAUUUUGCUGUAUUUCCUUAUCUAAUUUUUUUCCUUUCCCUUUUAAGACACAUUUUCUCCCUUCUGAAAUGAGUGCGAGAAGUCUAAAGGUAAAUUCUUCAUGUCUGCCUGUAGAAGCUCACUUUGAUAGGUUACAGUAAUUCACUGACCACAUCCUUCUUAUAUAUUCUGACCAAGCAUUCCAAACAGCUCCUGAUAUUGCUGCCAACCAAGCAGCUUGGCAACAGGCAAAUCAUUGAUGAAGGAAAAAAAAAAAGUCUUAAGACUUCAUAUUGCUUCACAGUUUAGGAUGGAGUCAAUAUGUAAGGGGAGGUGGGAGUGUCUGUGGAAGAAGGAUGGUUAUGUGUAAAUCUCAAGAUUAAUACUUAAACCAAAAUUGGUGUCUUUAGAACUGACUUGACUGACAGAUAUUGUUUUGCUUAAUGCCUUUUGGUUUGUAUGUUGGAUAAUAGAAAACAGAAAGUGUGUUUGGUAAGCCCUUAGGAAGAAAUUAGAGAAAAAACGGACUUAGGACGAGGAGUCCAUGUAAACGGUUGAAGA
This is a messenger RNA of Aethalodelphis obliquidens (Pacific white-sided dolphin), 3526 nucleotides long. Its product is annotated as general transcription factor IIE subunit 1-like. Lineage: Eukaryota; Metazoa; Chordata; Mammalia; Artiodactyla; Delphinidae. The record is from RefSeq and is a predicted model, not a curated record. Gene Ontology annotation, biological process: transcription initiation at RNA polymerase II promoter. Gene Ontology annotation, cellular component: transcription factor TFIIE complex.